Messenger RNA from Nicrophorus vespilloides, 542 nucleotides. RefSeq lists its product as uncharacterized. The transcript has 2 exons. Lineage: Eukaryota; Metazoa; Arthropoda; Insecta; Coleoptera; Silphidae. The record is from RefSeq and is a predicted model, not a curated record. Bases 92 to 415 code for a protein of 107 amino acids.
AGCGAACGGUCUCAUGACUGAAGACGUCGCGUUCUUAUUCCACUGCAAUCGCAAGAGUUAAUAAUAAUAUUAAUAAUAAUUUGAAAGAAGGAUGAAAGGUGUCGGCGGAAUCGGUGGAGCGCUGAAGGGGUUCUUCUUCGGCAAAAAGUACGAUUUCCCCGAGAAAUUCGACAAAAACGAAAAGACCGAUUUCGAGACUGCGAUCACCGCUACAGGAUUCGGUAAAUUCAACCUUUGGUUAAUCUUGGUCGCGAUUCCGUCCGGAUGGGCGUCCCUGUUCGAGACGACGACCAUCUCUUAUUUGAUCCCUGUGGCCCACUGCGAUCUGGACAUCUCCCUCGAGGAACGUGGCUACUUGAUCUCCAUCUCUUAUUUGGGUGAGGAAACUUUUAAUCCGGCGAACAAACACAUUUAGCGGUGGAAAAGUUUUUCAAAUUCAUUUAAUGUAAAUACCGUUGUUUUUCGUUUCAUUGUUUGAAUCAACUUCGGUGGAGAUUAAGAAGUCACGAUGAUUUAGUGAUUUAUAAAUUUAGUCUGCUUUC